AUGCCUGUCGUACAAUUCACGCCCUUUUCUUCCCUUGUGCAGCCUGCUUUCUGGCAUGAUCUGACACGAAUGAAGAUCGAUGUUCUCCAGUUGUCUGAUGAAGAAGUACCAGUGAUAGGAUCAUAUACAACGGGGCGGUCAAUCACAGAUCGAGAAACUGGCCAAGAAAUACCUCUUGGCUGUAACCUGGCUGUAGGCGGAGAAGCAUUUCAGAAAUCAUCCCAGUUGCCGGCAUUCUCGGUUGCUGCAAGCGGUAUAUUCAAGAACUACAACACGAUCGAAGACUUCAAGGCCUCUGAUAAGACCGCGUUUUUUAACCAGGCUUCUGAAAAGAUAUGGGAUAGCAUUGUCACAAAGAAAGAUACCUCCCUCUUGAAUCAGUUCUUACUGAUUACAUUCGCGGAUCUCAAGAAAUAUAGAUAUUACUACUGGUUCUCCUUUCCUGCGUUCGCUUCAAAACCUUCCUGGGAGAUAUCUGAGAAUGGCUGGAAAGCUGCAGCAGAAGAGUUAUCGCCCAAACAAUUGACUUCUGUAUACAACCAACUUCACGAGCAAACAAGACCGUUUUUCCUUGUUCGAUUGUCAGAGGAUGGUGCAGAAGUCGCGGGUGUAGAGGAGUAUGAUGAAUUUUUCGCCAAUGUAGCUCCUGCGUCUCGAACCGUUGGUUUCAUCGAUCCAUCCGCUAUGGCAGAAAAUCCAGGAUGGCCUCUGCGUAAUCUCCUGGCUUAUCUUCGAGCCACGCAUGCAGCGGACUCCUCUUCUGUACGUGUUCUAUGCUGGAGAGAUAGCGAAUUGCCAUCUGCCGGUAAACCUUGGAGAAGUCGCUUUGCAAUUGUGACGAGCCCUGCUGCUGCUGAUCCUACAGCAAAACCUAGCGCUGUUGGUUGGGAAAAGAAUCCAGCUGGAAAAUUAGCUCCUCGGAUGGCUGAUCUAGCACCUAUGAUGGACCCAACCAGGCUCGCAGAUCAAGCAGUCGACCUCAAUCUCAAGCUCAUGCGAUGGCGAAUCUUGCCCUCUUUGGAUCUAGAUAAAGUGGCAUCCACGAAAUGCCUACUGCUUGGUGCUGGUACUCUUGGGUGUUACGUUGCACGUACGCUUAUGGGAUGGGGUGUUAGAACAAUUUCUUUCGUAGAUUCGGCACGUGUUUCAUUCUCCAAUCCUGUUCGACAACCCCUUUUCGAAUUUGAGGACUGUCUUAAUGGUGGGAAACCUAAGGCGGCAUGUGCUGCUGCAAGUUUGAAGAAGAUAUUCCCCGGUAUUAAUGCUACGGGUUACGAUAUGUCGAUACCCAUGCCCGGUCAUCCUAUACCACCAGCAUCAGUAGAGCAGGCUAAGAAAGACGUGCAACUGCUAGAGAAAUUGUUUGACGACCAUGACGUGGUAUUCCUUUUGAUGGACUCGCGCGAAAGUAGAUGGCUCCCCACCGUUUUGGGAGCAGCGAAAGGAAAGAUAGUGAUGAAUGCUGCCCUUGGAUUUGAUACUUACCUGGUGAUGCGACACGGUGCUCGUGCUUCGACUUCCUCCGAAAACCGUCUGGGCUGUUAUUAUUGCAACGAUAUCGUGGCUCCUGCGGAUUCAUUAACCGAUCGGACUCUUGAUCAAAUGUGCACGGUAACCAGGCCUGGUUUGGCACCCAUUGCAGCAUCCACUGCUGUAGAACUGCUUGUUUCGCUCUUGCAACAUCCUGACGGGCUUCACGCAGCGGCCCCCGCCCCUCAAAAAGGAAAUGAUUUGGCAGAGCCUAGUUCAUCAGAUAGUGUCCUCGGCCUUGUACCACAUCAAUUACGUGGGUACUUGGCUCAGUUCAGGAAUUUGCCUAUUACAGGGGCUGCGUACGACAAGUGCACGGGAUGCAGCGAGACUGUCUUGAAGGCAUACGAAGAAAAUGGUUUUGAUAUGCUUCUGAAAGCCUUCAACGAGCCAGGUUAUCUAGAAUUUCUAACAGGACUGGAUAAACUGUACGAUGAAGGUGAUGCGGCGCUCGAAAGUGUAGACUGGGACGAGGAAGAGGACUAGGCUCAAGAAGAUUUGUAACAUCUGUUUUAUGUUGAUUUAACUACCAAAUGUU
Messenger RNA from Serpula lacrymans var. lacrymans S7.9, 2068 nucleotides. RefSeq lists its product as uncharacterized. Bases 1 to 2016 code for a protein of 671 amino acids. NCBI's taxonomy places the organism in Eukaryota, Fungi, Basidiomycota, Agaricomycetes, Boletales, Serpulaceae. The transcript is spliced from 12 exons. Gene Ontology annotation, cellular component: cytoplasm; phagophore assembly site. The record is from RefSeq and is a predicted model, not a curated record. Gene Ontology annotation, molecular function: Atg12 activating enzyme activity; Atg8 activating enzyme activity. Gene Ontology annotation, biological process: C-terminal protein lipidation; piecemeal microautophagy of the nucleus; autophagosome assembly.